Amblyraja radiata (thorny skate) is the source of this 1386-nucleotide messenger RNA. RefSeq names its product GRB2-related adapter protein (gene grap). NCBI's taxonomy places the organism in Eukaryota, Metazoa, Chordata, Chondrichthyes, Rajiformes, Rajidae. The transcript has 5 exons. Bases 288 to 941 code for a protein of 217 amino acids. Gene Ontology annotation, molecular function: protein binding. The record is from RefSeq and is a predicted model, not a curated record.
AGAGAGAGAAAUCCCCUUUUCAGAUGCAGCUGACGGAAAUGCUUUUCACACUCGAGUGAUGUUCAGACACUGUGUGUAGUUACAGCUCGUCCUCCUUCGUACAGGAACACAGCCUCAUUGAAACUUAAAAGGCUCUGCCUCGGAAGGCAGGCAGAAGCGAAGGACGGAGAUUAGUGGCAAGGAGACCUGCAGUUUGUCACCGUUACCUGGAGUAGCAGCUUCUUCUCCCUGGUCUGGAACAGCAGGGCAAAGGGGAGACAGAGGUGAUCUUCCCGUCAGCCGCUACCAUGGAAGCUGUCGCCUUGUACAAUUUUGUGGCGUCGGCCACAGACGAGCUGAGCUUCAACAAGGCAGAUACCCUGAAGGUGCUGAACAUGGAGGAUGACCCAAAUUGGUAUAAAGCUGAAUUAUACGGCAUAGAAGGCUUUAUUCCCAAGAAUUACAUUAAAUUGAUGCCGCAUGACUGGUAUGUAGGCAGAAUCUCCAGAACAUCAGCGGAAGAAGCACUCCUGAAACAAGGAUAUAUCGGGGCGUUUCUAUUACGAGAAAGUGAGAGCUCACCUGGUGAUUUCUCCAUAUCUGUCAACUACGGCAAACAUGUGCAGCACUUUAAGGUCCUUCGCGAUAAAGACAGCAAAUAUUAUUUGUGGGAUGAGAAGUUUCACUCCUUGAAUGAGCUUGUGGACUUCUACAGGACCACUACAAUCGCAAAGAAGCAACAAAUUUUCCUGAGAGAUUCAAAACCUGAUGAAGAGAUGGAGAAGCCCAUGCUGGUACAGGCUUGCUUCGACUUUACUCCACAAGACCGCUCGGAGCUGAUCUUCAACCGGGGCGAUGUGAUCGAGGUGCUGGAAUGCCUGGAUGCAAACUGGUGGAAGGGGAAGUGCAACAGCCGCAUCGGUUACUUCCCACGCAACUACGUUCAGGGAAUCUUGCAGUAGCUCCCCACAGCGCCAUCAUCUCAUCAUGAACGUCGGGAAGCAGCUUUCCAUCGUAACCUCUUCUGAUUUACUUCAGACCAGAUCCCUGCAUCAGUGACUACACUUCAAACACACUUCACCGCCUGUGCUGAGCUUUGGGAUAGCCUGAGAUUAUGAAAGACGUUUCACAAAAUGCAAAUCUCUUCUUAAGUCAGACUCUUGUUCUUUCCUUCUGUGUACAUUUUUGUGCGUGACUUUAUUUGCUUUUCACUUGGAUCGUGGAACGUGGGCUCGUUUUGAUGCAAAAAUCCUGAGAAGUUAUCCUGAGCUCCGCGGAUGCGUAAAUCUGCAGUCACUGGCAGCUCUAAAUGUUUGACAGCAAUAUCCCCAGCUGUCUCUGUAACAUUUGAGGCUGUUGCAAAAAUAUUUUUUUUUAAAUGAUCAUCCUCACAAAUAAAAUGUACAG